ACAGUUAGAGACGAACAUUUCGGAAAGUGCGUGAAGUAUCCUAAAAAUGCUAAUUGCAUUAAAAAUCAAUUAAGAAAGAGACAUUGCGCAACUUAAGUGCAAGAAAAUUGAUAGAAAAUGAGUCGUCUUUCUCUUCCUUUCUCUACCGGAAUUCCGCUUCUUGUUCUUCGUCUUCGAGAAUUCAUCAGCGAACGUGCCGUGACACGUGACGCGUGACACGACAGCUCUAAGCAGGGCUAGCGCCACGUCAAUCUACUGCCGAGCCCUCCAAGGAGGACAGCUAUCGCUUCCAUCCAUCCAUCAUCUACCAACACAGCGGCUCGAAGACAUGAACCGUGAACACGGAGAAGUCCAGGAGUCCCCGAACUCCAGGCCGACGUCUUCAGGUGAUGCUCGAGUCACCUACUACGUGCUGCCGCGCAGGCGCCUCUGUUCGACUUCCAGACAGGAUGACUUUGACGUUCACCGUGCCAUCGUGUCCUGGACUUGCCAAGAGCUCCGCCGCGCACAGCCGUGGAAGGAGUUCGUGGACACCACCAAGUUUUCCCUUCCGAAGUCGUCCCAGGAGGUCACCACGCGGAUCCAGUCGAACGUGCACCGCUUCCGCUGCAACUACAGCAUCAUUUUCGUCGGCAUCCUGGCGGCCUGCGUCAUGUCCAACGUGGCACUCGUGGCGAGCAUCGUGGCGGUUGGUGCAGUGUGCGCCGUGUUCAAGCUGAACCACGACAACGAGAUUCAGGUGUGGAGCACGAGUCUGGUGCUCAACAAGAACCACAGGCUGAUUGCGGCCACAUUGGUGGCGUUGCCUCUUCUCUACGCCGCAGACAUCUCGUCCGCCGUUUUGUGGUCUUUCGGUGCCAUCACGGUCAUCGGCCUGGUCCAUGCCACUUUGUAUGCCAGGCGUGGCUCACCAAACAAGUCAGUCGCCAAAGGUGCCGCACGUUCCCGCAAAAGUUGAUAACAUGGGUCAUCCUUGAAGGACAUUGCUGUCUUUUCCGUUCUCCAAGACAUUUUUCUCGUCAUGUUUUUUUUUUUUUUUUUUUUUUUUUUUUUAUGGCCGAGUUUUCGAUGACAAGGUGCUCUCGUUCUCUAUAACUUACUUCAUUUUCUUUUACGCCGACCACGAAGUGCGACUGGUGUGGUGAAACAUUGGACAUCUCUCAUCAAAAUUUCUCGCGGUGAGCAUUGCAUAUUACACGGUUGAGACCAGGAGUUUUCAAACUAUAGCUCCACCAAAGAAUCUUAAAGAGUCGCCAGAUGCUGCCGAAGAGCUUCGUGCUGCGGGAUACCCAUUGAGAAACUUUCAUUUGCACUAUUUUUUUAUGCUUAAGUUUUUCCUUUUUUGGGACUAAGUGUGAAGGACUGCUAGAUGCUGAAAAACUGGAAUAAAACG
Messenger RNA from Dermacentor silvarum, 1393 nucleotides. RefSeq names its product prenylated Rab acceptor protein 1-like. The record is from RefSeq and is a predicted model, not a curated record. Gene Ontology annotation, cellular component: Golgi apparatus. Bases 329 to 958 code for a protein of 209 amino acids. The transcript has a single exon. NCBI's taxonomy places the organism in Eukaryota, Metazoa, Arthropoda, Arachnida, Ixodida, Ixodidae.